AUGAAGCAAUCAAAGAAGAAAAAGAGAUCAAGAGUUUCGAAAAAGGAGAAGGCAAAAAGUCCUGCUGCAUCAAGCGAAAGUUCUAACGAGAAUGUUGAAAGGGUCCUGAAAAAUUUAACGGAGGCUUUUUCUUCUGUUUCGCUGGAACAAGCUGCUUCCGCUUACAAAGAAGUCAAUGGGGACCCAAACAGGGCUGCAGAAAUCCUUGCCAAGGCGGUAGAGAGCGCAGUGGAUGAGGAUCAUAGCACGAGUUGCUCGAGCUCAAGUGCAAAUUACAACAUGGAUACAAGCUCGAGUUCUAAUGGGAAUUACAAUGUGGAUACAAGCUCGAGUUCGAGUGCAUCAGAGUUUGUGCAGGCAAAUGAUUGUGUUCAGCAAGGGUUUAAGCUGAAUAGUAAGAUCAGGUCGAAGAAAGUUGUGGCUACUGCAGGAAUGGUGGCAACGAUGUUGGGAAAAGACUAUGUGAGGUCUACUCCAAAUAAGAGUUCACUCAAGUGGAAGGGUUUUCACGAGGACAGCUGGAGCAGGGAGGACAAAGAGCAGUUCUUGUGCUCGAUGCUUGGAUCGGAGUGCGAUUUGAACUUGGGUGUCAUUAGAGAUGUCCUGUGUCAAUGUGGAUAUGACUUUGAGAAGGCUUUAGAUGUACUACUUGAAUUAUCUGGUUCCUCGAGUAAACAAUCCAAAUGUUGUUAUGAUUCUACUGAUGGAGAAGAUGCUCAGUUUCUUCUGGAAUCAAAUGGCAGUCUUUCUGAUGAGAUAUUGAACUCAACUUCUCAUCCAUCUGAAAUUGAAGUUCAAGAUAAUGUGUCUCCCACUGUGAAUCUUUUCAGGAAUCUUUCUGAAGUUUCUACAGCCAGUGAAUCUCACUGUUUGAAGGAGACUGGAAACUCAGAGUCAGAACUUCCGCUGGAAGUGUUAAAAUCCUUGUUUAAUAUGCCCACUCCCAAGAAUGCUGAACAUGAACCUAACACCAUGAACUGGAGGAAUGUGGUAAAGAAAAUGGAAUCCCUGGGACAAAGGUUGGAACCUGGUGGUGGUGAACAAGAGCAGAGUCUCCAUGCUAAAGGAGAUGAAUAUAAGGCGUUCAGAGUAACUGCGAAGCAGCACUGGGAGUCCAUGAAUUCUUAUUAUCAGAAGGCUGCAACAGCAUUUGCAAAUGGGGAGAGGGAAUAUGCAUCUUAUCUCUCUGAACAGGGGAGGUUGCACAAUAAAAGGGCUCAAGAAGCAGAUGAAAAGGCUAGCCAGGAUAUAUUUACUGCUAGAAACAAGAACAUAGAGAACAUGAUAACAAUUGAUCUGCAUGGACAACAUAUUAAACAAGCAAUGAGGCUUUUGAAACUCCACCUAUUAUUCGGAGCAUGUGUGCGUUCUGUGCAGUUAUUCAGGGUUAUCACGGGAUGUGGAAGACAUGGUGUUGGCAGAUCAAAGCUCAAAAAUUCGGUCAUUGGUCUCCUACAGAAAGAAGGUAUUACAUGGUGUGAAGAGAAUAGUGGAACACUUAUCAUAAGGCUCGACGGAAGGUCGAAUUUUAAUUUCCUAGAUUGUGAUAGUGAUAGCGAGUAA
Messenger RNA from Fraxinus pennsylvanica, 1563 nucleotides. The record is from the annotation of a GenBank genome assembly. Lineage: Eukaryota; Viridiplantae; Streptophyta; Magnoliopsida; Lamiales; Oleaceae.